GAUCACCAUUGAGUUCCCGUGUAUGAAAUACAUUUCUACCAGUACUACUCAUUUUCAUUAUUUUACUGAAUCUAACAGUAUAUAAAUAAAAAUGGGAUGUCUUCCGUUCGUUAUAUUAAUACUCUCGAUGGCAACUACCGGCUUUGGUGUCAAAAUGGAAACCGUGUACCAAUGGAAGUAUCUAGAUUAUGUUUGGGAUAAUCCGGAGCAAAAGGAAGAAGCAAUCAAUUCUGGCAAUUAUAACGUUAGCGAGUGCUAUUUAAACGAUAUAGAUAAAGCAGAUGAUGGUAGAAUAUUCGUUACUGUACCAAAAUUCUUUAAUGAUACUGUACCUGCUAGUUUAGUGACAGUCAGUGAUACAAUAGGAUCAGGGGGUCCACUUUUAUGUCCAUAUCCAGAUUGGUCUUGGUAUAAUAAUAAUAACACGUGUGAUAAUAUUGUAAAUGUUUAUUCGAUUUAUCCAUAA
This is a messenger RNA of Cyphomyrmex costatus, 466 nucleotides long. RefSeq names its product major royal jelly protein 5-like. The record is from RefSeq and is a predicted model, not a curated record. The transcript is spliced from 3 exons. Bases 92 to 466 code for a protein of 124 amino acids. Lineage: Eukaryota; Metazoa; Arthropoda; Insecta; Hymenoptera; Formicidae. Gene Ontology annotation, cellular component: extracellular region.